AUAGCAAAUUCAAAAGAGAUAAUAAAGUUUAAUUAGAAUAAUGUAGAAAUAAGACAAUAUAUGUGACUUUUGUACACUGUGUAUAAUUACGCAUCCAUUUGGCAAAUUGAUCCGAAAGCGACAUGUCGAACUACAGUAUAAAAACGGAGCUUAAGACUACGUUGAAGGACAAUGUCUCAAUCCUAUCACGUCAGUAUUAUCACAAUGACCUCUCCAAAAGUUAUCAUAUCUACAACGCAGCAAGGGAAAAUUUGUGCAGUUUAUAACAACUAUCGGUUUAGAAAAAUACAUGUUAAUAAAGAUUCAAGUAUUCUGUUCAAAUGUACAACAAAUAAAUGUUCAGCAUCGAUUACAGUUGAUACAAGUAAUAAUAUGAUUCGAGAAAGUGGUAAACAUGAUCAUGAAGUGAGGAUGGAAGAAGAAAUUCGAAAUGUUAUUCGAGGAAUGAAACGAAAACUGCAAGAAGAUCCAUCACGCCCAAUCCCGCAAGUAUAUGAAGAAGAAAGAGCCAUUUUUGGUAGAGCAGGUGGUGCAGUUGGUAAGCUUCCUCGUUUAGAAGGUGUUAAGUCGACAUUGUAUAGAACUCGUUUGGACCAAUUACCGCCAUUGCCCAAAUCAGCUGAUAACCUUCAGAUUCCUCCAGCAAUGUCAAAAACAUUAAAUGAUCAACAAUUCUUAAUUUAUUGUUCAAAUCAAAUUGUGUCAUAUUGUUCUCCAUUUGGUAUUAGCAUGCUUUCACAAACUUUUCAUUGGAAUGCUGAUGGAACUUUUCAGACGUGUCCGCAGUUAUUUUCACAAUCCUACACAAUCCAUGCAUUUGAUUCAUAUUCAAUGAAACCAGGUUUAUUCUCCGCAUUACCAA
This is a messenger RNA of Didymodactylos carnosus, 862 nucleotides long. Lineage: Eukaryota; Metazoa; Rotifera; Eurotatoria; Philodinida; Philodinidae. The record is from the annotation of a GenBank genome assembly.